This is a messenger RNA of Sphaeroforma arctica JP610, 1557 nucleotides long. RefSeq lists its product as hypothetical. NCBI's taxonomy places the organism in Eukaryota, Ichthyosporea, Ichthyophonida. Bases 47 to 1033 code for a protein of 328 amino acids. The record is from RefSeq and is a predicted model, not a curated record. The transcript has 7 exons. Gene Ontology annotation, molecular function: calcium ion binding.
UAUUAACGUGCGGGAGUUGCGUGGAUGGUUCGGUAGCAACUUGGCGAUGUUUUCUCGCGGUGUUCUUUUGGCUGUGCUGUGUAUGGUGGUGACCACCAGCAUAUGGAAGGUGUCAGCCGCAAACCCUGUGGACAAGUGCAAGUCCUGCACGAAGGGCGUGGAGGGGUUGACCAAGGGCAUGCGGUUGACCGCUGAUAAGGGAUGGACGGGCGGUGACACGUCGUGGCACGAGGAGCGUGGACUACUCUACAGCACUAGCGAGACUCGCUUCAUCGAAGUCAUGGAGCACGCGUGUGAAAAGAAGGAUCACAACUGCCACAGGUUCAUGUCAGACCAUGAAGAGACUGUGGAGCAAUGGUUUAAUGCGGGUGGAGAAGGCGAUCUCUUCUCUCUGCUGUGUAUAGCUGACGCCAAGGUUUGCUGCCCCAAGAAUACCUUUGGGGCGCAGUGUCAAAAGUGUUUGACGAGCGAAACCAAUGAGGGGGCCGUAUGUAGUGGAAAUGGCAGCUGCGAAGGAGGAGGCAGACGCGAUGGUUCAGGUGUUUGCAUCUGCACCAAAGGAUACAAAGGAAAAUACUGCGCCAAGUGUGCUAAGGGAUUCUUUCGACAGAACGACAAGUGCAUUGACUUUGAUGAGUGCAAGCAUAGUCAAUCACUGUGCACAGCAGACGAAGUGUGUCACAACACCGCCGGAGCAUUCGAAUGCAAAUGCAAGCCACAAUACACAAGGCAAGAUGGGGUUUGUACGGCCGAAACUCCUGCACCCACAGCCACAGCCACCUCAUCACCCGAGUCUAAGGAGAACGAUCUGCCAGACGCGGAAAUAGAUACAGCAGCAGCCGAAACAGGCGGACAGAUACAGAAGUUGACUUCAAUGCUCACUGGAUGGUUUGAUAACUCGGAUAAUACAAAGGGCAGUCCGAACGACGAAAAUAAGGACACCCCUGCGGAAGGAAAGAAGGAGCUACAUACGGAACUGAUGGAUGAUCCCUCUGUGGAUGAAAAGAAGGCGAGAUCCGCCGAUGAGUUAUAGACAACCACAAAUGCAGAUGUAUACAUCACGAACCACACGCGUCACACUCACACACAAUCUAAUUCGUUAACACUCGCGAGUUACUGUCGGUGUACUCGUCGCAGUUGCCAUCGACACUUCACCACAACAGUAUUUCGGACAGCCACCAUACACUACGCAUGCAUUAUCGUCGCCAAAAUCAAUUAAUCGGUAUAAGCUGUCGCACGUGGGCGUAUACGAGACAGCUUAUACCUUGUGCCUUGAUUUUGCGCGCACAGCACUUUGUGUAUCAUACGGAGUACCACCUGUACGUAUACGACAUCUCAAUUCUGCCCAUACACAGCGCGUGGGUAUAGUCUAUGCGCACUAUGCUGCUGCCAUUAAUGUGUAGAUCUUAAAUAGCCGAAAGACCGCGACAUGCCGCGCAGUCUGGUAUGCACACAAAGAUCACUCACCUCCACCUGCCUUCCCACAUAAAUGAAUCACCCGUAGUUGAGAUAGACCAACUAAUUAAAUAAAUUCAUUGCUAAUAGGCAUGAACUGCA